AUGGGACUCCAGAAUUUGAGAUCUCUGCAGCUGCUCUGCCUCUUAGAGGCCAUCUCUUUAUUGCCUUGGACUGGAGCUCUUUUGUGCUAUGAGGCGACAGCUUCGGCCUUCAGAGCUGUGACCCUUCAUAACUGGAAGUGGCUUCUCUUGAGGAGCAUGGUGUGUAACCUGAAAGAGGGUUGUGAGGAGACGAUAGUGUACAUUGAGACAGGGAACAGCAGGGGAAUUGUGAGCUUUAAAGGCUGCACCUCAGCCUUAUCUUAUCCCCCACAAAUCUCCUACCUCGUGUCUCCACCCGGAGUGUCCAUCGCCUCCUACAGCAGGGUCUGCAGGACCUAUCUCUGCAACAAUAUAACCAACUUGGAGCCCUUUGUGAGGCUGAAGGCCAGUGAGCCUAAGUACACAGCGCCUUCUGCCAAAUACUGUCCAACCUGUGUGGGCAGGCAUGACCAGGAGUGUCUUCCAAACUUUGUCACCACAGAGACCUGCCCCUUCUCUGCCUCUUCGUGUUUCAGUUCCACCUUAAAGUUUCAGGCAGGGAAUCUCAAUACUACCUUCCUCAUAAUGGGCUGUACUCGUGAAUCAAACAAGCUUUUAGAAAAUUUUCAGCAUAUUGGAAGCAUUAGAGUGACUGAGGUCGUCAACAUCCUAGACAAGUCCGAGACUGUUGGUGCAGGGCACUGUAGUCAAGGUCCUCCGUGGGGCAUCCUCUUAUGCCUUCUGCUCAUCUUCAGAGACUGA
Molecule: messenger RNA, 741 nt
Organism: Arvicola amphibius (Eurasian water vole)
Lineage: Eukaryota; Metazoa; Chordata; Mammalia; Rodentia; Cricetidae
Gene: Lypd4
Product: LY6/PLAUR domain containing 4
Exons: 4
Coding region: 1-741 (246 amino acids)
Cellular component (GO): plasma membrane; plasma membrane raft
Source: RefSeq, a predicted model, not a curated record